UACCUCACUAAUAAUGAAACUUCUAAAAGAGCCAAAAAAGAGGGAUCAGCCACUGCACUUACUACAAAUUUUACGUCAUCUUCUAUUAUCAUUACUACUGUUUCAAUUAUACUAUUUAAUGCUUCACCAUUACCAUCUUCAGCUUCAUCUUCAUCUAUUGUGGAAACAGAUGAAGAGGAGCAUAGUGAAUAUGAAAACAAUGAUGAUGAAAUCAUGCAAGUUGACCAAUUCCGUACUGAAGGUUGUGAUAAUUGCGAAGGUUUCUUACAUUUUAAAGAUUCGAAUAAAAGAACACUAGAGUGUACGAGUUCAAAAAUCGAUGGUGUAAUUGCAAAUAUAAAGCCAAAUCAAUCAUGGGUUUCAAGAGUUAAAAAACUUGAUGAAUGUGUUGAAGGUAUCUAUGCAGUUGGUGUAACUGGUACAUUACCAGAUUGGGCUGAGGAUGCUAUGAGACAGCUUGGGAUUAAUUAUAUACCUAGGGAUGGUCAUCAUAUUGAUGAUGGUGGUGAAGAAGAAAAAGAAAAUCGAUAA
Entrophospora candida is the source of this 531-nucleotide messenger RNA. The record is from the annotation of a GenBank genome assembly. Lineage: Eukaryota; Fungi; Glomeromycota; Glomeromycetes; Entrophosporales; Entrophosporaceae.